Melitaea cinxia (Glanville fritillary) is the source of this 1922-nucleotide messenger RNA. RefSeq names its product inositol polyphosphate multikinase (gene Ipk2). NCBI's taxonomy places the organism in Eukaryota, Metazoa, Arthropoda, Insecta, Lepidoptera, Nymphalidae. The transcript has 6 exons. Gene Ontology annotation, cellular component: cytoplasm; nucleus. Bases 197 to 1513 code for a protein of 438 amino acids. The record is from RefSeq and is a predicted model, not a curated record. Gene Ontology annotation, molecular function: inositol-1,4,5-trisphosphate 3-kinase activity; inositol tetrakisphosphate kinase activity. Gene Ontology annotation, biological process: inositol phosphate biosynthetic process.
UAGAAAACCACAAAAAUAAAUAUAUUUAUAUUCACUUCGACAGCAUUAUUAUUAUUGUUAAUUACGUUACAUUUACUCGUUUGCGAUCGUUGACAGAACAUAGUUAUUAAAGAUUUUAAAAAAAAGAAAAAUUACAAACUGUAAUUUUAUAUUUUAUAAAUUUGUUUACGUGUUUUUUUUUCAGAAAAAACGAUAAAUGAGUGAUGUGGGUGAAAGACCGAAGCAAGGAAAACCGCUGCGAAAGCAGAGGUCUAUUUAUCAGGUUCACUACGGCCUCCGACCUCAGAAUGACGAAAUGAUGGCCAAGCCUAUCGCCAUGCCCAGCACACCUCUGCAGGUGCACGCCUACGACCAGCAAGUCGCCGGGCACAAGAAUGAAAACACUGAUAAGCGGUAUAUAGGAUUACUCCAAUGCAAUAAUGGUAGAAUACUGAAACCUAUUCUGAAAGACUCGCAGAAGCGUGAAGUAGAUUUCUAUUCUCGCGUGUGGUCUUCAAACGACCCUGAUCUGAUAGAAUUGAGAAAGUUCAUUCCUAAGUACUAUGGUUGUAAGAAGUUCACGUACAACGGUUACGAGCAGGAGUACAUCAUGUUGGAGGACUUGACGGAGCGGAUGCUGGAACCGUGCAUCAUGGAUAUCAAGAUUGGUAGAAGAACAUGGGACCCCCUGGCCACGGAAGAAAAGAUAAAGAACGAGGAAAGCAAGUACAAGCAGUGUAAAGAAGAGUACGGAUUCUGUAUCCCCGGCUACCACGUGUACAAGCUGGGCAGCGGGCAACUGCUGAAAUAUAACAAGGAUUACGGCAAGCGCCUGCAUGGACCCGCCGUCAUCGCUGCGAUCCGCAACUUCCUGAACAGCGCGGGCGGCGUGGUGUGCCGCGCCCUGCUGCUGCAGCUGCUGGCGGCGCUGUGGGCGGUGCGGCGCUGGGCGGCGCGCGCGCGCCCGCUGGCGCUCGUGGCCGCCUCGCUGCUGCUCGUGUACGACGCCGCGCGCCUGCGGGCCUGCUGCGCGGGCGGCGAGGGGGGCGCAUCUCGUAAUCAAUGUCGCCCCCCGACGGUCCCGCGGCGGCGCUCCAUACACUCGCUACACAGCCCUAUAACGGGCUCCAACUUCAGUGGACAAAUAUCGUCAAAUGGCCCCGUCUUCAGGAAAGUGAGCAGCGUCCCGGUCGCUCCCUUGACCCUAGCCCAGGAAACCUUUGGUUCUCCUCCCUCCCUAAAAUCUCCCUGGGCUGCGGCUCUAGAAAAGCUGAAUCACAACCAUUCCUUCGACCAUAAUUAUGAUGACAAGUUGUCUAAGAUCAAAAUGAACUAUAGAGCGGUCUUAGACCAGUUGGCGAGCGAUUCCCCGUCUCCUAAUCCCUGGGGGACAGUCAAAAUCAUAGACUUCGCUCAUGCUUUCUUUAAUGAUGAUCAGGAAGCGAAGGUUGACACUAAUUUUAGAGAUGGUAUCGAUAGUUUGGUCGAAAUAUUCGAAUCUUUGUUAAAGGAAACCGAUGAUCAGGUGUUCUAAAUAAAAGAUUGGAAGAAAAGAGGAGAUUUGUCCUAAUUAUCGAUCAAACUAUUUCAAAGUGAUACCUCUAUAGUCUCUCUCUUAUAUCUUAUUGGAUACCCGAAUGUGUAUCGAUAAUUUGUUUUUUAGAAAAGUAUUAUUAAUACUUGUGUUAAAUUUCAAAAUACCCACUUCUUGUACCUAUUUUAUUCAAAUGACUGUUAUUUAAUCAUCCGGUUGAAAUGUCACAAUCCGUAUGUCUUAUAUCCUAUACAUUCUAUAAUUUUCUUAGCUAUAUUUAUUAUUUAUACAAAGUACAUGAACACCAACAAUUAGCUCAUGAUUUCUUUGGCUUAUCUACUGUGCCAAAUUUUUCUGUUCAGUACCUUCUGUUCAAUAAUCAAAUAAAAAUAUACAAGCUCUUCUAAUA